AUGGCCCACAAUGUCCGUACGAGCGCGGCUGAGCUAACAGAGGAAGAGAGCUGUCAGUGGGGGGAAAUACGACGGGUUAAAGAAGGGAAACAAACAGCCGCGGAUGUGCACCAGUCACCCUUCCCCUUCCCACCGGCAGGAAGUGGCUGUAACCGCGGAUACGCACACAUCGCACAGCGGGAGGGUCGACAGGAAGUGACCUCACUGCAACACCUGCGACGGGAAACGGGCCGACCCGACAGGAACAGUUCGAGCAUGAGCGCAGGCCUGGGUACAUAA
This is a messenger RNA of Knipowitschia caucasica, 279 nucleotides long. The record is from the annotation of a GenBank genome assembly. Lineage: Eukaryota; Metazoa; Chordata; Actinopteri; Gobiiformes; Gobiidae.